GGAGAGUAAAAUGUGUUUGACAGGAAUCUGAACGAGAGGAGGAGGCGGCGGCGGCGGCACACGAGUGGAAAUCCGCACCUUCAAGACAUCGCCAUCACUUUUUUCCUCUCGUUAAUCUCCAGUCGCGUGCUGUCCGUUAACCGCGGGGAGGCGAAUGCGGUGAAUUAUUUGGAGGCUCAGCAACAGGGCACACAGAGUACAGGAUGCCGCUGAGUGAAUCAACCCCGCGCGCGGGGAGCUCCCGCGACUAGCGCCGCGCAAAGUAUCCAAAAAGGAGAAUGCGAAUGGUUAGAGAGGACAGGAUUCAAUUAAUAUGGAAACGAUGUAGCAUCACCGCCGCAUUGCAUAUAGCUCGGGGAAACAGGUUAGAAAGUAGAUAGCUAAAUAGGGCGCAUUUUGCCGUCAUACAUGCAAACUUACUCAUCAUCAAGCGCAACUAGCCUGUAGUAGGCUGCAACAAAAGGAACAGCUGCUCGACAGUGUCUUCAGAUACCAAAGAAGACAGAAUAAUUCAAGAUGUUACGGAGGAGGCUCAACCGAUUGUGUGGAGGAGAUGAGAAGCGAGUGGAUAGCAGGACAAUCUAUGUAGGACAUCGGCCAUGUCCGGACACUGUCAUCCCCUCUAAAUUCUGUGACAACAGGAUUGUGUCCUCCAAGUACACAGUGUGGAACUUCCUGCCAAAGAACCUAUUCGAGCAGUUUAGAAGAAUUGCUAAUUUUUACUUCCUCAUCAUAUUCUUGGUGCAGGUGAUUGUUGAUACCCCGACCAGCCCCGUGACCAGUGGUUUACCUCUGUUUUUUGUCAUCACAGUGACAGCCAUCAAACAGGGUUAUGAGGACUGGCUGCGGCAUAAAGCAGACAAAGAGGUGAAUAAGUACCCGGUGACGGUGUUAGAGGACGGCCGGUCGGUGAAGAAGGAGAGUGAGAAGAUCAAGGUGGGUGAUGUGGUUGAAGUGGUGGAGGACGAGACCUUUCCCUGUGACCUGAUUCUGUUGCAGUCCAGUCGAGAAGACGGCACUUGUUUUGUCACCACAGCCAGCUUGGAUGGAGAAUCCAACCACAAAACACACUACACGGUGCCAGACACUGAGAAGGACCUGCAGGCUCUUACUGCCACCAUUGAGUGUGAACAACCCCAGCCUGACCUCUACAAGUUUGUGGGUCGAAUGCACAUUUACAAGCUGGAGCAGGAGCCAGCAGUAAGAUCUUUAGGCCCAGAGAACCUUCUUCUAAAAGGUGCUACAUUGAAAAACACCAAGAAGAUUUAUGGUGUCGCAGUAUACACAGGCAUGGAGACGAAGAUGGCACUCAACUACCAGGGCAAAUCUCAGAAACGAUCAGCUGUUGAAAAAUCCAUCAAUGCCUUUCUGUUGGUGUAUCUAUGUAUCCUCAUCAGUAAAGCUGUUGUGUGUACUACACUAAAGUAUGUAUGGCAGAGCAAAGAAGGUCAGGAUGAGCCCUGGUACAACCAGAAAACCCAGAAGGAGAAAGACUCUAAUAUGUAUUUGAAGAUGUUUACAGACUUCCUCUCCUUCAUGGUCCUCUUCAACUUUAUAAUCCCCGUGUCCAUGUAUGUAACUGUGGAGAUGCAGAAAUUCCUGGGCUCUUUCUUUAUCACUUGGGAUAAAGACUUCUUUGACCCGGAGAUCCAAGAAGGCGCGCUUGUCAACACUUCAGACCUCAAUGAGGAACUUGGCCAGGUGGAAUAUGUGUUUACAGACAAGACUGGCACGCUGACCCAGAACAACAUGGAGUUCAUCGAAUGCUGUAUAGAUGGCUUCCAGUACAGAUACAGAGACACCCAGAGCGAGCUGGACGGUUUCACUGUGACGGACGGGCCUGUGAAUAAACUGCAGCAGAAGGCUGGAUGGGAGAAAGAGGAGUUGUUCCUGCGGGCCUUGUGUCUGUGUCACACGGUGCAGGUGAAGGAGGCUGGAUCGGAAGUACUCGCGGACCAAGUUGAUGGGAUUGAUGGGUUGCUGCUGCCCCAGCCGGAGGAGGAAAGAGGCUUCAUCGCAUCCUCUCCUGAUGAGAUCGCACUGGUGAAAGGAGCCAUGAAAUACGGCUUCACCUUCCUUGGUCUGGAGAGCAAGAGCAUGAAGAUAAAGAACAGGCAAAAUGAUAUAGAGGAGUACAAGCUGCUCCAUGUCCUAAACUUUGACCCAGUUAGGCGGAGAAUGAGCGUCAUUGUGCAGACCAAAUCAGGGGAGACGUUGCUUUUCUGUAAGGGAGCUGAUUCUUCCAUCUUCCCAAGAGUCAGACCAGAGGAGGUGGACAGGAUUCGCAUGCAUGUUGAGCGAAAUGCAACGGAGGGUUACCGUACACUGUGUGUGGCCUAUAAGCAGCUGAGUGCUGAGGAAUAUGCUAUGGCAGACACUGGGCUGAGGGAGGCUAGACUGGCUCUCCAGGAUAGAGAGGAGAAACUCAUGGCUAUGUAUAACCAGGUGGAGACGGGCAUGAGUUUGAUUGGAGCGACCGCUGUGGAGGACCGACUUCAGGAGGAGGCAGCAGAGACAAUGGAGGCCUUACAGGGCGCUGGGAUGAAGGUUUGGGUGCUGACGGGGGACAAAAUGGAGACGGCCAAGUCUACCUGCUAUGCCUGUCGUCUGUUCCAGCGGGGUACAGAGCUACUGGAACUGACUGUGCGGACACUGGAGGAUGCGAGGUUAAAGCGUGAUGAGAAACUUUAUGAGUUGCUACAGGAGUACCAUAGAAAAGCAGUGCAGGACGCCCCGCCUGUCAAAGCUGGGGUCACCAGGAGCUGGUCUACUGCAAAUCAGGAUUACGGCUUCAUCAUAGAUGGGGCGACGUUGUCAUUAGUGAUGAACCCACUGCGUGAUGCGGAUGCCAGUCAGUACAAGAGCCUCUUUCUGCAGAUCUGCCAGAACUGCACUGCUGUGCUCUGCUGCCGCAUGGCCCCCCUGCAGAAAGCUCAGAUAGUGAAGAUGGUGAAGAACUCCAAAGGUUCCCCAAUCACUCUCUCUAUUGGCGACGGGGCAAAUGAUGUUAGCAUGAUCCUUGAGGCACACGUGGGCAUUGGUAUUAAAGGUAAGGAGGGCCGUCAAGCUGUGAGGAACAGUGACUACGCCAUUCCUAAACUCAAGCACUUAAAGAAGCUUUUGCUAGCUCAUGGGCAUCUCUACUAUGUGCGCAUUGCGCAUCUCGUCCAGUACUUCUUUUAUAAGAAUCUUUGCUUCAUCUUACCGCAGUUCCUGUACCAGUUUUUCUGUGGAUACUCUCAGCAGCCCCUGUACGACGCAGCCUAUCUGACGAUGUACAACAUCUGCUUCACCUCCAUGCCCAUUCUGGCCUACAGCCUGCUGGAACAGCACAUAUCCAUGGAGAUUCUGCUGGACAACGCCGCCCUCUACAGGUACCAGUCUUCCUGUUUCUGA
Sinocyclocheilus rhinocerous is the source of this 3396-nucleotide messenger RNA. RefSeq names its product phospholipid-transporting ATPase 11C-like. NCBI's taxonomy places the organism in Eukaryota, Metazoa, Chordata, Actinopteri, Cypriniformes, Cyprinidae. The transcript has 25 exons. Gene Ontology annotation, biological process: phospholipid translocation. The record is from RefSeq and is a predicted model, not a curated record. Gene Ontology annotation, molecular function: ATP hydrolysis activity; ATP binding; magnesium ion binding. Gene Ontology annotation, cellular component: endoplasmic reticulum; recycling endosome; plasma membrane. The coding region runs from base 517 to 3396 and encodes 959 amino acids.